GUUUUACAACACUCUAACGCCUGGUGUUGUAAUUUUUCAUUUUGUCGCAAGGUGAAAUCGAAAUGACGGCUAUUAAAUAGUGCAAAGUGAAUUUAAAUCACUACAAAUAUCACCAAAUUGUAGCUAAUAAAGGCGUGCAUCAGUUUUGCAUAAAUGCCCCUAAGAAAAUCUAUACAAAGUGCAUGAAAUACGUGAUUGAAAAUUUACUUUGUGUGUAGCACACACACGCACACACAUGGAGAUAAACGCAGCAAUGGCCUCGCACUCGCAUUCGCAGCAUAUAUAUAAAAGCUCAGUUGUAUAUUGAAGAAGGAGCGCACAAAGCAAAAGACGAGAAGAAAGAUUUCUGUGUCAUUGAACGAGGCGAAGAGGCGACGACCAGACCAAGACCAAAGAGCCGCAGACCGCAACUAGGCAAUUACAUACAAUAAUACAUAUAUAAUAACAGCUGCAGGUGCCCAACUCUUCAAGGAUACUACUGCCCCAUCCCCUUGCGUUCAUCGAAGAAAACUUGCCCUUGCCCUCAACAAACACACAAACAUACACACAUUACGAUCGAUAUUGACGCCGCCUGUUUAUAAAAGUUUUUAUUGAACGCAUAUAUCAUACAAAUGCAAUUGAAAUUCAUUUAAAAUUAGUGCUCAUUAAACAUUGUUCUCGAUGUGUACAAAAGCGUCAAGUGCGGGUGUGUGUGUGUCUAACAUCUCUCCUUGAAUGAAUUCAAAAGAGAACCGAGAAAAUUAAAGAAAUACAAAGCGGAAAUACUCUGAAAUUGUGUCUACCUUUCGUACGUGUGCGUGUGUGUGUGUAUGUGUGCAAGCAAGUGUAGCCAACGAUAGUGCGUUGUGCGUGUGUGGAAAAUCAACCCAACAGAAGACAACACUGGCGUAGCUGCCCGCAACCCGCAGUUCGCAGUCCUACGCAAGAUCAUACUGACACACACACAUCUGCAAAGCAGCUCCAGCAGCAGCGAAGCGCCGCUCAAGGAUUGAGCAAAAUGGCCGCCACACGAAAAACAGCAGCAAAAGUCACCGUUUUAUGACUCUAAACUGAUAUCGUGAGAGCGAGAGAGAGCGCGAGAGAGAGAGUGAGAGAGCGUCAGAGUGUGCAGCAGCUGUACGUAGUUUGAUUAACCAGCGGGCGAGUUAGCAGAAAAUCGCCAUCAUGGUGGACUGUGUGCAGUGCCCCGUGUGCACGCUGUAUCUGCAUGCGGGCAUGAAUCUCUCCGAUCAUUUGGAGACACAUCCCAAGGAGCAGGUCAUCAAGGCUCUGGUGCAAAUGACCAUAGCUGGCAACAAUGGCAUGGGCAGCGCCUUGGCUGCAGCUGUGCUCUCCGGGAGCGGCACGGCAAUAGAUGGCGGCACUGCAUCUAGCUCAUCCUCAUCAUCAUCAUCGUCAUCAUCAUCAUCAACGACGACGGCGGCUGAUGUGAAACCAGUUGUGCUAGAUGUAGUUCCUGCACCAACAACAUCAACAGCAUCUAAAUCAACAGCACCCAAAGCUGCCUUGCCUAGCAGCAGCAACAACAAUAGCAACAAAUUGAGCAAUCCACCGAUUAAGGCAGUUAAAAGCGCGCCACCCACGACUGAGGCGCCAGCCAACACAUCCAAUGCACCCACCACUAGCAGCACGAGCGCCAUUUACUCCGACUAUCGCUAUGAGCAGCAGCCGCAACAGCCGCAGCACCAGCAGGCGACGCUGCACGGGUUUGCACGUGGUGCCACCACGCUGUUAAUACCGCAAGCGCCACAACAGCAGCAUCAGUAUCUGGCCAACCAACAGCACUUUGCCCACCAGCAGCAGCAGCAACAACAGCAGUCGGCCAUGAAGUACACCUAUGCAGCAGCGCUUCCACCGCCGCCGCCGCCACUGCAGCUCUUUGCGCAGCAGGCGACGUCAACGCAGUCGCAUCAGAAGCCACCACCCGCCUAUGGCGCCGCCAUCAGUCAAAUUCGAUCUCAGCACAACCAAAACAAACAACAACAACAACAGCAACAGACACAACAACAACAACACAUAAGCAUACAACACAGCGUUAACCUUGCACCACCGAGUGGCAAACAUGGCAAAGUCCACACGGAUAUCUUCUUGAAUCCACCGCCUCCACCAGCGCCACAGAUCACGAUUCCGUCAACGUCGUCGUCGUCGUCGUCGUCGUCGUCGUCGUCAUUGUCAAGACUGCAACAUGCGCAACAGCACCAACAAUCUCUUGCAGCCGGCAGCUAUGCAGGUGCCAACUGCGCCAGCUCCUCUGCGACUUUGAUGUCAUCCACCUCCGUCGGACGCGCCAGCAACUGUCGCCAAACGAGCAAUUCGCCUUUUGGUGCGCUCUUAAAUGCCGCAGCGCAGGCCGCCUGCGCCUCGCCCGUUACCUCCAGUGCGUCUGUGCUGCGCUAUGCCGAGUCACCAGUGGCCCACUAUCUAGAGCGAGAGAAUGGCGACUUUAUAGUCCAGGAGACGCCCAAGCACAUUGUCGAGUGCGUCGAGAAGGAUGACGGCGAGUUCUCCGUGAUUGAGCGCAUCUAUCAGUCGCCACCCAGCGUGCUGCACAUACACGACGAUGACGACGACGAGGAGGAGGACGAGGAUGACAAGGGCUGGAACAGCGAUGAUGAGGAUCACAUGAAGGUGGAAGAUCAUGUAGAGGAUGGUGACGACGAGCACGAGGAUAGCCGCAGCCGAGUUGCACCCAAGACCACAACGAAAAAGUCACGCAAGACAAAAGCAAAUGGAAGAAAGCACAAACGCGCCACCAAGCAUCAGCCGGAAGAUGAGGACGACUUUAUGAGUCUAGGCAGCAGCUGUGCAGAAAGUGAACAUCAUGCAGAGCAGCAGCAGAUUCUGGUGCAGCUUUCGCUUGCGUCCUCUUCGCCAGCUCAACUAAGCACGGCGCCUUCGACGAGCAGUGGAGCAGCUGCUGGUGCUGUUGCCAACGCGUCCCCCUCCCCCACCUCUUCUGGCAGUGCCAAUUCGACGCCUAGCGGCUCCACAAAGUCCAAAAAGAAUCGCGUGACGGUGCUCAGCGAUGUGCCGCUCAACAUGAACGAGUAUUUGGAUCUGGUGGGCAACAUUGUGGCAUCAGGGCGCAUUGGUGCAGCACGUCCGUUUGCUGCCGUGGCGCCCAUACCGUUGGUCAAGGUGGAAAAGGAGGAGCCAAUGGACGACUACGACACCGUACAGGCUGCAGUGGAGCAGGCUGCAGUGGAGCAAAAGCCCAGCGUUGAACAUGCCAGUGGCAGCAGCAGCAACAGCAGCAGCAGUGGCCACGGCACCACAAGCGUCAUACGCAUGGCAGCCAGCACUAGCACCAGCACCAGCAGCGGCAGCGGCACAAACGUUGCUAACGAGGAUCUCACACAGCCGCCGCCAAUGAAAGUGGAAGUGGAGCCAACGAUGCUGCUGCCGCAACGCUUUUCAGCUCCAGCGCAGCAGCGUGGACCCAAGAAAUUAGUCAUCAAGCCAAAGGCCACAGCGACGGCAACGACAAAAAAGACUGAGAACAACGCUGCCGAAACAGCCAGCAUAUCAAAGGCGUCCACAGAGCUGGUGCAGGUGAAGAGCGAGAAUGUGGAGGCAGCCGCAACAACAAGCGGCAGCAUACUAGAGAAGCAUCUGACCACCAGCUAUGCGGCACAGCAGCAGGCGCGCAAACACUCUGCAGUCAAUGAUGAUGAUGCUCGCGUGCUGCUGGAGUUUGCCAAUUCGAAGCAACUGCCGCUAGCGGGUAAUAGCAACCAGACCACGUUUGUGGUAAAUGCGGCCAGCUUUGCCUCGGCGGGCUCCGUAUUUGCCAGCGGCAGCAGCGGCAGUGCGAAGAAGUCAAGCAAGCCGGGCGACGAGUACAUUCUGCCUGAUGAUAACAAUCUGGAGGUGGAUGAAAUUGUGAUAUCCUCCUCGUCAUCCUAUGCCUCUAAUUCGCAGCACAUGCAGCAGUCGCAGCAGCCGUCCGCCUUCACAGAUUUCAAUUUUCUUUACCAUCAAAAUGCAACCGCAACAACAGCGGCAGCGGCAGCUGCAGCGGCAGCUGCAAGUGCGGCGGCAGCUUCCCACUUUGCAGAAUUUGGCAUACAUCAAGAGCAAGAGCAGCAGGAGCAGGUAUUGCAGCAUCAUCCACAGCAUGGCUCUAGCGAGGCCACUAAUGCCGCCACGCUGGCCUCCUCCUCUAGCAAUUCAUCGGUUAUGGAUCAGGAUUGCUCCAUGAAUGCCACGUUUCGCUUGGGCAAGCAACAAUCCACAUUGGCUGGCUGGUAUCAGCCGCAGCAGCAGCAGCAGCUACAGGCAAGCAGUUCGCACAGCUGCCAUGUGGAACAGUCGAGCCAUUUUAUUGCCGCACUCGCAGCCGUUGACUGCUGCAACAGUGUGGCGGGCGUUGAUAGCGAUGUUAAGUAUUUGGAUCUGGAUACUUGCAAGCGGGAACAGUUAAGCAACAGCAGCAGCCAUUUGCCUUCCGUAUCCGCAUCCGCAUCGACAACAUCCUCAUCAUUUGCGGCCGCCGCCACGGAGAGCAGUCUAGUAAGCGGCUUGGGCCUUAACAUACGCACCGAUGAGAAAAUGCCCGCCAAGGGUGAAAUCUCCGAGCAGGAAAGCAACUGCGAUAUUGAGAACUCCUGGAGUCAAUCGAUGUAUGGUGACAUAUCACAGCGCUAUUUUAGAAAUCAGUUUACGGAUGGCUAUCAUCAGCAGCUGGCUGAUUGGCGUCACGAUUCCUAUCCGCCGCAGGACCUCAGUGGCCAACAGCAGCAGCGUGAGCCAAAGCGCUUUGAUUUCAACGCUGUCGCCUCGGAGUACGCGCAAUCGGGCGAGCUGGACGCUUCCCCGAGCUCAAACAGACACAAUCAUUUGUUGGAUGCACAGCCCACUGCUUCCUCGUCGUCAUCGGCUUUGCUGGCUGGUCCACCAAUAGCCUCGACGUCACGGGCUGCUGCCGAAGCGGAGGCCGUCGCUGCAGCGAUGGCGCAACGAAAGCCACCGCGUCGCAAGAUCUACAAGUGUCCGCACUGUGUGGUCAUCUUUGAGAAGCUGAAGGAGCGCAAUGCGCACAUGAUUGGCGAACACAACUAUGUGCGCCAGAAUCGACGACUCAUCUGCACGCAGCCGCAGGUCGAUGCCACAAUGCUAGCACAGCCGCCGGCUCAAGAGCAGCAACAGCAGCUCCAGCAGCAAGUCCUGCUGCAGUCUGUGGGGCAAAGCAAUGGCGAUGUUGUGCAUGAGGAUUCAAAGGAUGGUAUUGUAAAAAUCAAGCAGGAACACUGCCAAGAUAAACAGGAUUCAUCGGAGCAGCUGCUUGGCCAAAUGGAUAUGCCUGACGUCAAGGAUGCUGACCUGCUAGAUGCCAGCGCUGAUAAUGGUCGCGAUGCGGACAUGAAGCCACCAGCCAACGUCUCAGAGCUGGACGAGAAGCCAGCCAUAGCGCCGUUAGCCAUGACCACACCAGCUGCCAAGCUAGCUGCUCUUUAUCGCAUGCUCAUUGCCUACAAUGAGUCAAAGCUAGGCCAGGAGCGCAACAAUCUCAGCGAGCUGGAGCAAAAGGCCAUGGAGAAAUCUAUAUUCCUCUGUUAUGUGUGCCGCACCGAUUUCCCCUCAGUAAAGCUGUACGAUGCACAUUUGACAGAGCAUCCCGCUGAAUGUUUCACCUGUGGCAAGAAAUUCUAUCGCUGGAAGAACUUUUCACUGCAUUUGAAAAGGCAUCUGGGCUGGAAGGAGUUCGGCUGUUAUGUCUGCGACAAGAAGUUUGUGGUGCGCAGCGCGCUAGUGGAACACAUGCGCAUGCACACGGGCCAGACGCCGCUCAAGUGCAAGAUAUGCGGCAAAAAGUUCAAGCGCUAUUCGAACUUGACACAGCAUCGCAAGCGUCACACCAAAAUGAUGGUGCGCAAGAAGGAGUACGUGUGCCAUUGUGGCGAGGUGUUGCCGUCCAAGGCGCGCUUCCUGUGGCACAAGGAGACCCACGACUUGAAGCCCAAGUGCUGUCCGUAUUGCUGCGAUCGUUUCGUACAUGCCAAUUCGCUGCGUAGGCACAUUCGACUGGCCCAUUCGGAUAAGUUUGAUUAUGCCGAGCCGAUGGAGUGUCCCAUGUGCAAGCAGAUCUUUGCCAAGACCUCCAUCAAAGCGCACAUGGCUACACAUUCGACGGAUCCGCAAUACGAUUGCGCCAUAUGCAACAAGAGCUUCUCAACCAAAUGGAAUCUGAAGAUACAUUCGUGGGUGCAUGCGAAUCGCACGGCCAAACCGUUCAAGUGCGAAUACUGCCCCAAGGCGUUCGUUCGCGAGCUGGACUUCAAGAACCACAUGAAUGCCCAUAAGCAGAUCAAGCCCUACACCUGUGAGUAUUGCGGCUGCAAGUUCAUACGUAAAUACAAUUAUAUGCGGCAUCGACGGGAGCAUCAUGGCAACAAGAAGUUCACCUGCGACCAGUGCGACAAGUCUUUUCAUCGUCAUUAUUAUCUGAUCGAGCAUCGGCGCAUCCACACUGGAGAGCGUCCCUUCCAUUGCACCAUCUGCGGCAAGAGCUCGACGACAAAGACCAAUCACAAUAAGCAUCUGAAGAUACAUCAUUCGCGGGAUCCUUUUACCGUCGAGGUUUAAAUCAAUAUACUAACGACUAAUCGACUUAUCUAAAGUUAAAUUCAUUAAUUAGCUAGCUGUUCAUGGCUCUUCUCUGUGCAUGUAUGUGGGUGUGUGUAUGUUGUACGUGUGUGUUAACAAAAACAAACUAGU
Molecule: messenger RNA, 6717 nt
Organism: Drosophila novamexicana
Lineage: Eukaryota; Metazoa; Arthropoda; Insecta; Diptera; Drosophilidae
Exons: 8
Coding region: 1165-6585 (1806 amino acids)
Source: RefSeq, a predicted model, not a curated record